Coturnix japonica (Japanese quail) is the source of this 1919-nucleotide messenger RNA. It is a transcript of the gene DNAJB14, whose product is annotated as DnaJ heat shock protein family (Hsp40) member B14. NCBI's taxonomy places the organism in Eukaryota, Metazoa, Chordata, Aves, Galliformes, Phasianidae. Gene Ontology annotation, cellular component: endoplasmic reticulum membrane. Gene Ontology annotation, molecular function: Hsp70 protein binding. The record is from RefSeq and is a predicted model, not a curated record. Gene Ontology annotation, biological process: cellular response to misfolded protein.
CCGGAAGGAGGCGGUGGGCCGGGCCGGCUGCUGGGCCGAGCCGAGCUGGGGCUGCGGGACCGGCGGAGCGGGGCGAGGCGGCGGGAUGAGCGUGUCGGAGUGACGGCAGCCCUGGGCCGCCCCGCUGCCCGCGCCGCUCCGCUCCUCGCUCCGCCCCGCCCGGCUCCGCUCUGGCUUCGGGCCCCUUCUCUCUGCGCUGCGGCGGGCGGAGGCGGCGGAAGGAGAAGCCCAUGGAGGGGAACCGGGACGAGGCGGAGAAGUGCAUCGCGAUCGCGCGGGAGGCGCUGGAGGCCGGGAACCGCGACCGCGCCCUCCGCUUCCUCGGCAAGGCCCAGAAGCUCUAUCCCACCGAGACGGCCCGAGUUUUGUUGGAAGCUAUUACGAAGAAUGGAAGCACUGCUGGGGGAGGCGCUUACUGCCGAAAACCAGCCAGUAGCAAUGAUCAAAGUAAGCCCAGUAGCACGAAGGAGGGCAAUGCAUCUGCUGCAGGUGAAAGUGGAAAAGGCUACACCAAAGACCAAAUGGAAGGAGUAUUCAGUAUAAAGAAGUAUAAAAACUACUAUGAAGUCCUCGGGGUAUCAAAGGAUGCAGGUGAAGAAGACCUAAAGAAGGCUUAUCGCAAACUCGCUUUGAAAUUUCACCCAGACAAAAACCACGCGCCUGGAGCAACAGAGGCUUUUAAAAAAAUAGGAAAUGCUUAUGCUGUGCUGAGUAAUCCAGAAAAACGAAAGCAGUACGACCUCACGGGCAGUGAAGAGCAAACAUGCAGUCACCCCAGCAAUGGUAGAUUCAACUUCCACAGAGGCUGCGAGGCUGAUAUUACUCCAGAAGACUUGUUCAACAUGUUUUUUGGAGGGGCAUUUCCAACAGGUAGUGUGCACUCAUUUUCUAAUGGUCGUGCUGGCUACAGUCAUCCUAAUCAGCACCGUCAGAGUGGACAUGAGAGGGAGGAAGAGAGGGGUGAUGGAGGUUUCUCUAUGUUCAUUCAGCUGAUGCCUGUUAUAGUGCUGAUCCUUGUCUCCUUGUUGAGCCAGCUGAUGGUGUCUAACCCUCCUUAUGCCUUAUACCCAAGAUCAAGUACAAGGCAGACCAUUAAAAUGCAGACAGAAAAUCUGGGUGUUGUUUAUUAUGUCAACAAGGACUUUCAAAAUGAAUAUAAAGGAGCGUCAUUACAGAAGGUGGAAAAGAGUGUGGAAGAGGAUUAUGUGUCCAACAUUCGGAACAACUGCUGGAAGGAGAGGCAGCAAAAAACAGAUUUACUUCAUGUAUCGAAAGUUUAUCGAGAUGACCGUCUCCGAAAGAAAGCAGACUCCAUGUCCAUGGAAAACUGCAAAGAACUCGAACGUUUGACCAGCCUCUAUCGAGGAGGAUGAACUGCUUUCGUAUGCAUCUCUCCUGUAAAUUAAGAAGAGAUUUAGUUUCACCGUGAAUGCUGGAAAAGAGGGUGGAUGUAAAACUCUACUGUGUAGCUGUUUCCAGAAACCUUAAGCUGAAAUAUCAUGUAACGGCUUCUUUACCUACUGUGAAAUAUAGGUAACUUUAAUUGUCUAGAUUUUACUUCGAAGCUUCUGUGAAUUCUUUCAGCAGAGAGAAUAGCUUAGAAAGGAUGCUAUACUUGUAGAAACUUAGUCAUAGUGGUUCUCCUCUAACAUAUUUGCCAUGUAAAUAUCUGUGGAAAGAACAUUUUGUGUAUAUACGAGUUAAAUGACUUUCUAUUUAAAACCUCAGAAGUUUAGUUCCAUACAACAUUUUGUCUCACCGAUGGAAUAAAUAGAGUCUGGUUACAUCACUCCAAUUCAGAUGUCGAGCGUGUGGAGUUGGAACGAGGAUUUGUAAUGUUUUAUCUCUAUGUAACAUCUUCUAGGCCCGCCAGCUUAGAGGAACUGGGUAUUUUUAAAUAUAACAGCAUAUAUUCCUAA